GCUGAAACAACCAGCCAUUUUGCCAAUGGAAGCGCAUAACGGAUUUAUAUUGGAAUAAACAGCAAUUCAAUAGGAACAUGAGACACAUUAUGAUGUUACGAUGAUAUUUGACAAUAAAUAAAUAUUCCUCGCUCGCUAAUGCAUUGUCCCGUCUGCCACCACUGCACGGACCACGCGCCGCAUAUAAAAUGCAGAAAAUUGUGAUUGUGUUUCACCUCUGCCAAGGGCCAUUUACAUUGCGCUUUAUCUCGCACGGGGACUGGUUUACUGCAAUGCCAUUUCAGUCGCUUUCGAACUCAUUGCGAGCGUAAAUGAACCAAAAAGAAGGGUGUCGCCGCGUCCAGACAUUAGUUAUGUGUACUGCAGCUUUAUUUGGACUGACUCCACAAAACAAGCAGGUGUGUGGUUUCACUCGGGCAGCCGCCGUAGUGUGCGCUGCGUCUCUGUCUCAGAUCUGUGUGGUGGACUUAAAUUUGAGCGCUCAAGCUCUCGCCGUCUCCCGUGGACAGAUAACGUUAGCUACGAAGCAAUCCGAUUUCUUUGGAUGACUUUUUCCGACCACGGAGCUAGGACCGAGCGACCAUUUAGAGCAUUAGGACAAGGAGAGAUCUUCAGUAUGAACACAGACGUCUGGAGGACCUGCGCCGCGCCCGACGGCCUGCGGAACGGGGACGCCAGCACUUCCUCCCUGGCGGCGAAGGGUUUUCGGAGCGUCCGACCCAACCUGCAGGACAAGAGGUCCCCGACCCCGGGCCAGAUGGCGGUGAACGGGACCCUGGGCAGCGGCAGCAGCCCCCUCAGCCACCUGCAGAGGCCCUUCUCCCCUCCGGGGUACCCCCCGCCACCCCCGGCUCUCAGCCCCAGCAUGGCUCUCCUGCAGCAGGGCAGGAGCGCAGAGCCCUCCGAUUACUCAGACGUCCUCUCCCUUGGCCACACCCACACCCAAUCGAGCGCCACGCCCACCUCCCGCUCCCCGGACGAGAAGAAGGCGUCGGCGAUCAAGACGCCCCUCUAUACAGGCUCCAGCCCCGUGGACGAGUCGGGGGUCCCCAACGCCGUCAGAACGACAGUGGACAGGCCAAAGGACUGGUAUAAAACCAUGUUCAAGCAGAUUCACGUGGUUCACAAACCAGAUGAUCAACACGCUGACGCAUAUAACGCCACAUAUUCAGUCGUAAACACAGACAGCUACAGCCCGUCGAACCCGGUCCAGGCCCAUCCCCCGCCCAGGACACACACCUACCGGCCCAUCUGCAAGAGCACGUCCGACAACAGCAACCUGGCCUUCAGAGAGCCCCCCCUCUUACACCCCACGCCCCCCCUCGUACACGCCUCUCCCUCGCCCGUACACCCCGCACCCUCGCCCCGGACCGUCCCGCCGCAGACCCAGCCGAGACCGCGCGACACGGACAGAGCCACGCCCGAAAUGAAUGAAUGGGGGCCUCCAGACCGAAAAGUGGACACUCGGAAAUAUCGCGCCGAGCCCAGGAGUAUCUUCGAAUACGAGCCGGGGAAGUCCUCUGUUCUGGAGCAGGACAGGCCGAUUAAUGACUUAAGCCCAGAUGAAAUAGAUUUAGAAAACGAACCCUGGUAUAAGUUCUUUUCUGAGCUGGAGUUUGGACGCCCGCCUCCUAAAAAAAUUCUGGAUUAUAAUCCAGACAGCUCAUCCCGGGGCUUCACAGAGAUGUCCCUGUACCCCUCGCCCGUCGACAGGAUUCCGGAACGGGCGUCGAGCUCGGCCAGCGACUACAGGAAGAGGAGGAAGUCCGAGCCGGUGGUGGCACAGCCCCAGCGACCCCAGAGCAGCCAGAACGUCAUUCAGAGCCCCUCCCCCCGCCCCGCAGACCCCCACAGGACCGGCAGCUACCCCCGAAAACCAGUCACCAGCUCCUCACCCCCGUCCCCUUCCAGAGGGCCUUCCAAAGGUGGGGUUAUUAGCAACGCGCACUCGCCACAUUUAGGUUGUUCAGGUCCCACCCACAAUGCCUCAGGUGAGCCGGGUCCCACGCGCCGCGGCGACGAGCAUUUGCCCGCCGUUCCACCGGGAUCCGAGCGUUCCUUCUGCUUCCGGAACGGCUGGCAGAGGCACCGGCAGGACGCGGAGAUCUGGAGCAGCGCCGAGGAGGCCGCCUCCCCAAAACUGAAGUCCCGGAGCUGCGACGACCUUCUGGGGGACGAGCAGGGGGGCGCGGGCGCAGGCGGGGCGCAGGCUCGGUCCGAGAGCGUGGGCUCGCUCACACACGAGGAGGCGCCCGACGGGUCGCCCCGGGCCAACGGGGAGGGCUUCGAGCCCCAGAGGCCCAAAUCCCGGCACCGGUCGGCCCAUGACGCGCCGGGCUUCCUCAGGCUCUACCGGAAGAUGCACCACAUCAACCGCGAGGACCUGCUGGCCUCCGAGGUCAUGUGCUCCGUCAAGUCCCGCAUCCUGGAGUACGAGAGGGAGAGGAGCGCCGGCGGAGGUCCGGGCUGGAGGGAGCUCGGCGAGGAGGUCCCGCGGGACAUGGUGCCCAACCGGAUCUCGGAGUACGAGAGGCUGAUCCAGAAGUCCAAGUCCAUGCCCAACCUCGGGAAGGAGGCGCUGUCGGAGGGGGGGACCCCGGCCUCCUCCAGGAGGAGCAGCUGCCCCAAGCACCGCUUCUCCAUCGAGUUCCUGCUGGACGAGGACCCCCCGAGCCGGAACCCGCCCGAGGGUGAGCCGCAGUGCCCCGGGGGCAGGGGUCCCGCGCCCGUCCACAUCCAGGUGACGGACGGGCACGGGAUUCACGCUGCCGCCCGGCAGGACUACUCGGACAGCGACCGCGAAGCCGGCGGGUCAGACCUCAGCGACUUCAUCCAGGUGGAGGGGUCGUCCUUCUGCAGCGAGAGCGACCUGGACCACUGCUCCCUCACCUCCUCUGAGAGCUUCUGUGGCUCCGGGUACAACCCCCACCACACCCACCCCCACCACCACCACCACCAACACCAUCACCACCAUCGCCAGCUGGUCAGCUCCUGCAAGGGGCACUGCCCGGCCUCCUACACCCGCUUCACCACCAUGGUCAGGCACGAGCGGGCCCGGCAGGAGGGGGCACGGCACCUGAAGGCCGAGGAUCCCGACUCCGGCCUCUCCAAGCUGGCCUUCCUGGUCAGCCCGGUGCCCUUCCGGCGGAAGAGGGGCCCGCCCCCCCAGAAGCGAGCGGCCAGGCCGAAGUCCAAGAGCUCGAUGUACGAGGCCCUGGACUCGGCCCUGAAGGACAUCUACGACCACAUCCGGGCCGAGAAGAGGCGGGGCAGCCUGCCGGACAGCAGCAUCCUGCACAGGCUCCUGCUGGAGCUGCUGCCGGACGUCCCGGAGCGGGGGUCCUCGCUCAGGGCGCUGAGCGGGCGGCGGCUCAACCCGCCGCGCCACCCGCAGCCUGACGGCGUGCCCGGCCACGCCCCCUACCCGCCCGAGAGCUCGCGGCUAGCCUACGGUGCCUCCUCCUACCGCCAGCACGCGGACAGCAGCAGCCGCAACCACGGCAACGCUAACGUGCUAACGUGCUAUCAAGAUAAGGACGCCUCCCGGGGAUACUCCUAUCCAGAGGUGGGGCGACACACUCCCCAAAACAGAAGACCCACCCCAGACAGAGAAAAACAGCCAGCCAGAGCAAUAUAUGACUUCAAAGCACAGACAGCAAAGGAGCUGAACUUUAAGAAGGGGGAGACGGUGCUCAUCAUCAGGCAGAUCGACAAGAACUGGUAUGAGGGAGAGCUCAGAGGACGGGUGGGGAUCUUCCCCAUCUCUUACGUGGAGAAGAUCCUGCCCACUGAGAGGAACCAGCCAGCCAGGCCUCCUCCGCCCGCGCAGGCCAGAGAGAUCGGGGAAGCCGUCGCCCGCUACAACUUCACCGCCGACACCAACGUGGAGCUUUCUCUCAGAAAGGGAGACAGAGUGGUCCUGCUACGGCAGGUGGAUCAGAACUGGUACGAGGGAAAGAUCCUGGAGACGCAGAAGCAGGGCAUCUUCCCCGUGUCCUACGUGGACAUCGUCAAGAGGUCCCCCGCCAAAAGCCCCGGCCCCCACACAGAGCCCCCCCUGCCCCACAGUCACCCCAGCGACCGGAUGCACUCUCUGAGCUCUUCCAAGUCUCAGCGAUCGGCGUACGCGCAAGACGCUCUGCACUGCCAGGGAGAACCGUUCCAGGCCAUUUACAACUACACCCCACGCAACGAGGACGAGCUGGAGCUCAAGGAGGGCGACGUCGUUGACGUGAUGGAAAAAUGUGACGACGGCUGGUUUGUCGGAACAUCAAGAAGAAGCAAGUUUUUUGGAACUUUCCCGGGGAAUUACGUGAAGCGUUUGUAACGUUGUUGAUACUCGCCUACCUGCUUGACUGUUCGGGAGAACCGAAAUGGAUGUGAACAGCUACAGAGGAAGAAGGAACGUCACAGACACGUCUGUUUUACACUAAAAGACAACUAUAGCUAUAACUAGCCAUCUUCGUAGAAGACUAUUCCAGCAAUCUUUGAAGUUUGAAGUAAUUGAUAUUCCAGUCAGUAUACGUUGAGCGUCCGAAUGCCGUCAUCUCCAGGAUCUGAAGGAAGAAGCGAACUGCUCCCCGCGAUGUGAGGAUAAUCUGUGCGCCACGUGUGUCGUGUUAAAAGUAUUUCACCGUAUUAUUU
Molecule: messenger RNA, 4644 nt
Organism: Anguilla anguilla (European eel)
Lineage: Eukaryota; Metazoa; Chordata; Actinopteri; Anguilliformes; Anguillidae
Gene: sorbs2b
Product: sorbin and SH3 domain containing 2b
Exons: 22
Coding region: 545-4327 (1260 amino acids)
Cellular component (GO): plasma membrane
Molecular function (GO): protein binding
Source: RefSeq, a predicted model, not a curated record